Messenger RNA from Drosophila albomicans, 1232 nucleotides. RefSeq names its product 17-beta-hydroxysteroid dehydrogenase 13-like. The transcript is spliced from 7 exons. Bases 69 to 587 code for a protein of 172 amino acids. The record is from RefSeq and is a predicted model, not a curated record. Lineage: Eukaryota; Metazoa; Arthropoda; Insecta; Diptera; Drosophilidae. Gene Ontology annotation, molecular function: oxidoreductase activity, acting on the CH-OH group of donors, NAD or NADP as acceptor. Gene Ontology annotation, cellular component: lipid droplet.
AAAAUUCACCAGAUUUCCAGAGUAAAAGCAAAAGCUUAUAAGAUCCUGCACCGGAGGAUGUGCAACGAAUGAUUGAUGUUAAUUUAACUUCGCACUUUUGGACGAAGAUUGUGUUUCUGCCUACAAUGAAGAGGUUGCGAAAGGGGAACAUUGUUACAAUCAGUUCAGUUGCGUGUCUAUUUCCCCUGGCCUAUCAUACCCCUUACACUGCAACCAAAUGUGGUGCUACCGGCCAUAUGAAGGCAUUGCAAUUGGAAUUAGCUGUAGAGAAACAGCAUGACAUCCAUGUCACAACGGUAAUGCCAAUGUUUCUGGACACCAAUGAUGAGGUGUCUGACCUUGUCAACGCUAGCAAGGUGAAUCGACAGUAUCCCCUGAUUAAAGGAAAAACGGCAGCUCGUCGGAUAGUUAAGGGAAUGCUCGCUGGAGAGAGGGAAAUAAAGAUUCCAUUCAUAGCGGAUAUUGUGUAUCGCAUUUUGAACUUACUUCCUCUAAGCUGGCAAGAGAGAUUUGUUCUCUUAUUUGCCUCUAAUAUGUUUUUGUCGUAUAAAGAAGUCAGCAUGAAUGCUAAAAGCCCCCAACAGUGAUUUGACCAUUUAACUUGGACUGGAUUGGAUUUCAGUGCAAAUCGCAUAAUAAUGUUGAUCAAUUAUUUUUAAUUCCUGGUAUCUAAGAGUCGAGCAUAUUCGAUGGUACAAUAAUUAUAAAAAUGACCUGCAUCAUAAACGCCAUUGACUUCUAAAAUAAUUAAAUGUUUGAAUACAUUUGUGUUAUAAACAAAGUAGCUAUAUACAGCUAUCGUGUUAUGCUCUACUAUUAACUUUAGACUUGCUCUGAGUUAAUAAGUAAUCAUUUUAUGAAAAUUUGUGCUAAACGCAGUAGAGAAAGAAUUAAAAAACUUUUAUGUUAGCUGUGUUACUUUGAAUAUGGAGAGAGAAGAUCAGUUUAUUAUAUUAUUGACUGCAUUGCUGAUAAUUAUGCUAGUUUUAUUAAGUCCACUGUUACUAUUAUUCAUAAUUUUAUCAAAAAUCUGGGAAUGCUUCAUUUGCAAACCAACCAAGAGCAUCGCAAAUGAGGUGGAUGUGGUGACCGUGGCUGCAGGUGGAUUAGGUCGGGCUAUAGCACUUGAACUUGCCAAACGCGGUUGUCUUGGUGAAUGUUAACAUAGAAGGCGCUGAAGAAACUGUUAGACAAAUUCACGAAUAUCCAAAGUAAAAGCUAAAGCCUACAAG